AUGAUUGUAUCCAACGUGAGCCUAAGUUGCGCGAGGUCUGGUGGCGCUUGGUGCGCCAGCACCGUUGACGGCCACUUGGAAGGGACUUCUUCAGACCACACUCUGAGCGCAACUGGACACCUGGUUGUCGCCGUGUGUCUCGGUUUUAUCGGGACCUUCGGUUUUCUCAAUAACUUACUCGUCCUCGUCCUUUUCUGUCGCUACAAGAUGCUGCGCUCCCCCAUUAACUGCCUGCUGGUGAGCAUCUCCUUCAGUGAUCUGCUGGUGUGUGUCCUGGGAACUCCGUUUAGCUUUGCAGCGAGCACGCAAGGACGCUGGCUUAUCGGACCCGCAGGAUGUGUGUGGUACGGUUUCGUGAAUUCAUGCCUUGGCAUCGUGUCCCUCAUCUCGCUGGCUGUGCUCUCCUACGAGCGCUACUGCACCAUGAUGGGCGCCACCCAGGCCGACGCCACCAACUACCGGAAGGUGGCGGCGGGCAUCGCCUUCGCCUGGGGCUACUCGCUGGCGUGGUCGGUGCCGCCGCUGCUGGGCUGGAGCCGCUACGGCCCCGAGGGGCCCGGCACCACCUGCUCCGUCAACUGGGCGGCCAAGACGGCCAACAACGUGUCCUACAUCAUGUGUCUGUUCUUCUUCUGUCUCAUCCUCCCGUUCGCGGUCAUAGUCUACAGCUAUGGUAAGCUCCUGCAGGCCAUCACACAGGUGAGCCGCAUCAACACGGCAGUGAGCCGUAAGCGGGAGCAGCGCGUGCUGCUGAUGGUCAUCACCAUGGUGGUGGCCUACCUGCUGUGCUGGCUGCCCUACGGAGUCAUGGCCCUGGUGGCCACGUUCGGGCGGCCAGGCCUGGUGACCCCGGAGGCCAGCAUCAUCCCCUCCAUCCUGGCCAAGUUCAGCACAGUCAUCAACCCCAUCAUCUACAUCUUCAUGAACAAUCAGUUCUACAGGUGUUUCCAGGCCAUGCUGAAGUGCAGCGCUCCCGAGCGCGGCUCCAGCGUCAAGGCGUCGUCGCGGGCGACCAAGACCCUGCGCAUGGUGCGCCGCGCCGCCAACGGCCACAACGUCCACAUCACCUUCGCCGUGGCCUCCGCCGGCUUCAACACCACCUACGCCCCCGAGAGCAACAGGCACUCGCUGGAGGCCAACGACGCCGCCUCCGCUCCCCCGGCGCUGGCGACCCCCGCGCCCGUACCCGCGCCAGCCAAGCCCACCCUCUCUCUGGUAGCCCACUACAACGGCUGA
Molecule: messenger RNA, 1236 nt
Organism: Sardina pilchardus (European sardine)
Lineage: Eukaryota; Metazoa; Chordata; Actinopteri; Clupeiformes; Clupeidae
Gene: tmtopsb
Product: teleost multiple tissue opsin b
Exons: 4
Coding region: 1-1236 (411 amino acids)
Biological process (GO): G protein-coupled receptor signaling pathway; phototransduction; cellular response to light stimulus
Cellular component (GO): photoreceptor outer segment; plasma membrane
Molecular function (GO): G protein-coupled photoreceptor activity
Source: RefSeq, a predicted model, not a curated record